Messenger RNA from Dermacentor andersoni, 1943 nucleotides. RefSeq names its product nose resistant to fluoxetine protein 6-like. NCBI's taxonomy places the organism in Eukaryota, Metazoa, Arthropoda, Arachnida, Ixodida, Ixodidae. The record is from RefSeq and is a predicted model, not a curated record. Gene Ontology annotation, molecular function: acyltransferase activity, transferring groups other than amino-acyl groups.
UUUUUUUUGGUAAUAAACUUCCUGCGAUGAAAUAAAUAAGAUUAGCAUUUUUAAUUACUAGUUUAUCAGUACAAACUAAUUACACAUUCACUUUAGUGUCUUUCAGGAUAUACUGCGACGUACAUAUACACUAUUUUUAUUUCUAUUGUUGUACGGUUUGCAGGAUGUUUUUGUGCGUCCUUCUAGUCAUCAUUAUUGCCGCUACGUUGACAGACCGUUUAAUGAAGUUCAAGCCAAAACUCAUGGAAAAGUACGGUGCGCUUGGUGAUCUUGUGAAAGGUUUCUCCGCCACGUCAAACACGCGCAUGUUGCUCAAAGUCGCCGAGAAGUCAAACACUGACCAUAACGCCCUGCAGUUCCUGCACGGCAUGAGGUUCUUCUCCAUCGUCCACAUAGUGUUUUGCCAUUGCGGUCAAACGAUGUCCGACAACUGGUCACGUUACCUCAAUUUGCUCAUCGCCUCUGACGAAUGGUCAUUCAUGUUCAUAAGCGCUGGGUUUAGCAGCGUUGGAACGUUCUUUUUCCUCAGUGGAUUUUUCUUGUGCCUCACUGUCGGCAGGGAGAAGAGAGGAGGGCCCAUCGUUUUCAUCAUAGGCGUGAUACGACGACUUAUCAGAACUGCCAUUCCACUAUUCUUCAUCAUCAUGUGCUUAUACUUGAUGCCACGCUUCGUUUUCGGACCGGACACCAAGGCUUUUUUCCUCAAGCUACACAAGGAUGUCGCCAGUCACUGGUGGCACCUGCUUCUGAUGAUCAGGAAUUUCGUUGAGAUCAGUGCAUGGGAUAUGCUUCCGCACACGUGGUAUCUGUCCACGGAUUUCCAGCUCUUUACCACAUCUCUUGUGAUACUGCUAGUUUUCAAAAGUCGGAAAAUGCUGGCCGUGGGGGCAUUCAUUCUGUUAUCCUUCCUGGGCUGCGCCAUCGGAACAUGGGUAGUGGCCAGUUCUGACUUGCUGCCUUUCAUGGUCUUUCCCGGGCCAGUUCUACAAGUGAUGUCCAAAACUGUGAACGAAUACUACCUCCGGCCAUACUAUCACGCCGUGUGCUACUUCAGCGGGUGUUUGACAUACCUUGUUAUCGAAGACUUCAGGCAGCGAAAAAUUAGCAAGACCGUUCAGGCGACAGGCUGGUGCGUGUAUGUGAGCUGCGCCUUGCUCUGCAUUUUCAUGAAGCUCGCCUGGUACCGCAGCCCCGACCCCACGUCAGAGGCAGUAAAGCUGCUCGCGGCAUUUUUUGAUCGGAUCCUGUGGUCGGUGUCCCUCAUUUGGAUCACAUUGGCCUGCGCUUCUGGACGAGGUGGGCUUGUCAGCAAGUUCCUGUCGUGCAAUGUAUUCGUGCCGCUGAGCAAACUCUCAUUUGGUGUGUACCUGAUCCAUGUACCUUUCAUCGAACUUUACCUACAUGCCUCCAGGGAGCGCAUAUUCUGGUCAAAAUUUAAUAUGGUCACGCUAUUAUUCGCGAUUCUUGCGUGGAGCUACCUGCUGGCCUACUUGACUUUCCUCGCGUGUGAAGCUCCAACAGGUGCUCUGGACAAAUUCAUUUUCACCAGACUUAUCGGUGGAGGCGCAAAUUCGAGGAAGCGGCAUCCAACGCAGCAGAAUGCCAGCGAUGCGAAGCCCCAUAUAAAUGUAGACGACGGUGUGUCGUCCCGAUGUUAAUUCGGCAGCUAGCCGCGUGCUCUGUGUGUCAUCGUUCUUCCAUGCGGCGUCGAUUGUGGACCUUCAGAACGCUCAGCGGAAGCAUCUCGUGGCGAAAACGGUGCAACGGUGGCUGUGCUAUUGUGCGCAAGUGAAUGCCAUGAAGAUAUGGUGGUGUCGUUUGCAUUGGUGAAAGCUGGCCGAUUACAACUUUUCAGGGUUGAAAGGCCUGGAAACCAACUCUGUUCUUUAUAUUCACACCUACGUUAAACUCAGAAAUCAUCUCAUUAAACAAACGCCUAACGA